This is a messenger RNA of Mesitornis unicolor (brown roatelo), 564 nucleotides long. RefSeq names its product quinone oxidoreductase-like protein 2. Gene Ontology annotation, cellular component: mitochondrion. NCBI's taxonomy places the organism in Eukaryota, Metazoa, Chordata, Aves, Mesitornithiformes, Mesitornithidae. The record is from RefSeq and is a predicted model, not a curated record. Gene Ontology annotation, molecular function: oxidoreductase activity.
GGAUACAGAGUAGUCAGCGUGACUGGCACUAAAGCUAUGGCGGCAGAGUGGGUUGUUGAUCAGAAGGAUACAGAACAUUUGUUUUCCAAACCUAGCAGCUUUUGCACUGGGUGGUGGGUUUUCCUGUGGUCUCGGGUGAUAGCAGCAGCUGGAAUUGACUCCAAACGUGAGCUGGCUCUGAAGAGCAGCAUGAGCCACAGCAUGAACUACAGCCGGAGCAGCAGAGCAGUCAACGUGAGCAUCAGUGGGGACAUCUUCAAGGCAGCGCUGCGAAGUCUGACAUGGGAGGGCAGGGUUGUGGGCAUGGGUUUUGCUGGAGGAAAAUACUUCAUUCCCAGCAACCUGCUCCUUCUGCAGAACAUGAGUGUAUUGAGUUGGUACAGCGAGGAAGAUCAUUUCCCCAAUAUUUUUCUCUCUACUAUCUCCUCCAUUCCCCAGUAUUGCCAUGAGGGAAAUAUCCAUCCACAUCUUGGAACAAUCUUCAAACUGAAAGAGGUAAACAAAGCCUUCAGCCAUGUCCUCCAACACAAGUCAGGAAAGGUCAUCAUCAUCUCCAUAAAGUAA